Leptopilina heterotoma is the source of this 5025-nucleotide messenger RNA. RefSeq lists its product as uncharacterized. Gene Ontology annotation, molecular function: nucleic acid binding. The transcript is spliced from 3 exons. Bases 1 to 5025 code for a protein of 1674 amino acids. Lineage: Eukaryota; Metazoa; Arthropoda; Insecta; Hymenoptera; Figitidae. The record is from RefSeq and is a predicted model, not a curated record. Gene Ontology annotation, biological process: DNA integration.
AUGUCUCCUUCUCCCAGCCGAGCUAACCAACAAACGCCCAUGACCUCUGAUCCAGAAAAGAGGACCCUAAGGAACUUACCAAGUCGUCGAGCGAACGGACUUUUCCGCUCGCCGCCACUCAUCAGACACGCUUCAGAGCAGCGUCUGAGUUCGGGAGUUCGUCCAAGCCGACGAGAAUCUAUCGCCAAGGGGCUAGAUAAUCUCACGGAGAUCGAAAUACCUCCUUUCAAUCCGCCCUUAGGACCUCCAGUUCAACACAGUCCUCCUACGACUAACCAAAGUAUACGUAGCGAUCUUUCCGCGUCGGCAUCUUCGAUUAGAGUAUCUCCACUUCAAGGGGGAAGCUCUCAAGAAACUAUCACGACUUCCCCUUCAAGAAACACUUCCGGGAGUGGUCAAGAAAACCCGAUGGCGCCCAGUCCUUCAAACAGCUUCAUCUUAAACAUGGCGACUUCCGGUCCGCCUAUCACCUCCUCUCCACCUACUACAUCGGGGGAGACAGCACCGCCUCUCAACCUUCUUGGUUCUCUCAUCCCGAUACCUGACGGUUCGGGAUCAUCAGAGAGCUCCUCGUUCGCCCCUUCAACAUCUCUUCCGUUAGCCAUGCCGUCGAAUUUAACGGCAGAAGAUUGGAUGGGACUCAUUAGAGCCAUCCAGGCUCCCGCUCCCCCCUUUCCUGAAUUUAACGGUCAGGACUAUGAAGAUCCACAAAAAUUUCUGCAAGCUUGUGAGAAAUAUUUCUGUAACGCUCGCACGGAUCCAGACCAACGAACGCAGCUCGUAAAUAAGGGACUAAAGGGGGAUGCCCAGAAAUGGUGGGCAUUGUACAAAGAUCUCUUACUGCCGUGGGGAGAAUUCGAGUCUUUGCUGUUAAGCAAAUAUGCCAGUAGCACUGCAGUAAUGCGAUUACAUGAAUCUCUGUAUUCGCAAAAACAGGGAGAGAGAGAACCUGUCGCUAUCUUUCUCCAGCGAAAAAUCUUGUUAGCGAGACGAUUAAAUCCUCAAUUUGAUCCCGCAGACCUUACUACCUUGCUUCUAGAAUCCUUAAAGCCUAGCUUGCGCAAACUCGUUAGACUUUCAAAACCGAGAACAGUCACGGAACUCUUAGAAGUGUCCUCUAAAGCGGAACAAGACGAAGCCGAUUGUGCUCCCCGAAAAUCGGUUCCUACUAAAGAAGAACCUCCAAAGAAAUCAGUUUCGGAACCACUUAACCCUCGUCAACAAAGAUCACCGCCCCCUUGUCACUUCUGUCCCGAGAUGCACUUUCAUCGGGACUGUCCCAUACUCCAAACUCAGCGUUCUCAACCCUGUCAGGAAAACUGGCGAGCCCCGGCGGCCCAGGAUCUGCCUCGUGCUCGAGUCCGCAUUGGUACCCGAGAAAUCGUGGCAGAAAUUGACUCCUGCGCCACUCACAACUUCGUACGAUUAGCAGUGCUCACUGCUCACGAACGUUCCCUCCUUCAAUCAGGACCUACACAGGCGAAACUUGCCGCUAGUGGAGCCACGAUACAACUACAAGGCUCGCUGACCCUCUGCCCCCUUAUCGGAGACCAAGUUUACCCAGGUGUUUUCCACGCUUGUCGCGAUUUGCGCGCUGAUAUCGUCCUUGGUAGAGCAUGGCUCAAAGAUCACGAUGUUCAUCAUGAACACCGAAACGAUUGUCUCUACCUUGGAAGAAAGCAACGCCGUCAAAUUUAUUUGACACCACUAUCAGUUCCCCUCGCCGAGCCAACAGAGCCGCUACCAUUUGAUUUAACCUCUGUUCCGACUCAGUACGAAGCAGCAGUUCGAAGCGUUUUAAAAACUUUUGACCCGAUCUUCUAUAAGGGCGGAAAACUUCGCCACACCAUUGCCACUAGUCAUGAAAUCCGAAUAGCAAAUCCCCGACCUUUCAGAGCCGCUCCCCGUCAAUAUUCGGUAGAAAAACGAAGAUUCAUUGACACCGAGACAAAGGAAAUGCUCGCCCAAGAAGUUAUCGAACCAGCUACAGCUGACUUCAGUUCGGCUAUCGUUGUUGCUGAUAAACCUGGAGGGGGUUUCCGUUUCUGUGUCGACUAUCGUCCCGUCAACGGACAGACUGAGGACGCACCACAGUGUUUGCCCCGAAUCCACGACGUCCUCAAAACCGUAGGGACCGCUACGAUUUUCUCAACAAUGGAUUUUAAAAAUGGCUAUUGGCAAAUCCCCAUGUCCCCAAAGUCGAGAAAGUAUACCGCUUUCUCAACGCCUGAUGGAGGCCAAUACCAAUUCAAGAGGAUGCCUUUCGGCUUAAAAAACGCACCAGGCACCUUCCAAAAUUUGAUGCGUCAAGUACUCGCCUCAUUCUGGGGGGAGUUUUGUAUAGCGUAUCUGGAUGAUAUCAUCAUAUUCUCACAUUCGUGGGAGGAACACCUGGUACAUUUAGCCAAAGUUCUCGAAAGGAUCCAAAUCUUUGGUCUCACAUGCAGCCCCGCCAAAUGUCGUUUUGGACACACCAGACUUCCGUAUCUCGGUCAUGUCGUUUCGGCAAACGGAAACGAAGCACAACCAAAACACAUCGAAGCUAUUCAAAAUACUUCACCUCCAAGAAACCGGAGACAACUAGCUUCCUUCUUAGGGACGUGUAAUUGGCUAAUGGAGUACGUGCACCAUUACUCAGAAUUGACGGCCCCUCUGACGAACCUGUUGUCCGUAAAAAAGCCCUACAAAUGGACGGAAGUGCAUCAGAAGGCUUUUGAAACAGUCAAAGAAGCCUUUAAAGAACCUCCAGCUUUAAGUCGUCCCGAUCCACAACUCCCCUACGUACUCCAGAUUGAAACAGGUUCACUUGGUAUGGGAGCUGUCCUGUUCCAAAAAACUCAAACUGGAGAAAGGCGGAUCAUCUCGUACGGUAGUGCAAAGUUUAAACCCGUGGAAACCCGUUAUCCGUUAGACGAACAAACCUGUCUGACUAUCGUCUGGGCCUUUAAAAAAUACCGUCCGUAUUUAGAAGAACGCCCGUUUGUCCUCCGAGCAGAUAAAAAGGCCCUAGUCUGGUUGGACAAACUAAAAGGUACUCGGACCAAAUUAACAAGUUGGCACAUCUUGAUUAACGAGUUUAAAUUCACUGUGAAGCACGCACCGAAAAAUGAUCGAGGAUUACCUAAUGCCCUAUCCUCCGUUCCUGAUCCAAUGGAAGGAGCCCCUGGAGAAUCAGAUCUGGAGAGAAUCAUGUUUCCUGAUCAAAAUUCUCCUCCUACACAAGAAAUAGAUCUACCAGUCAUUAGUGCAAUUUAUACCCCCACUCUUCGAGACGAGAUCGUGGAGUUGCAACAAAAUGACCCACUCAUUGGUCGACAAAUGCAAGAGUGGAUCUCCAUAGGACAACGGGGACCAUCCAACCAACGAGAGGAGAAUUUCUAUGAAAGCAACUACCUCGACGAGCGUGGGUUCUGGAAGUUUUGCCCAUACAACGAGCGAUGGCAACUACGUGUUCCUACCACAAUGAAAGAACGAGUAUUAUGGGAAUACCACGAUGUCCCUUUAGCUGGGCAUCCCGGUGCGGAAGAAACUUUCCGCAGUAUAAGUGAACAUUUCUUUUGGCCGAAAAUGGGUCGCGACAUCCGCUCCUACGUGGCCAGUUGUCAUUUGUGCCUCUGCUCAAAACCGAUACAUCACCGGAACCACGUCGGCCUAAAACCCCGAAAACCUCAUUCAGCAUGGGAAACAAUUGCCCUAGACUUAAUGGGACCAUACCCCCUAACCACUAAAGGUAACCGCUUUAUCCUGGUAAUCACAGACCUUUUUACCCGAUGGGUUGAAGCCUUUCCGAUAAGAAAUUCUCACUCUUCAACUAUCAUCAGAAUUCUCGAGGAAGAAGUUUUCUCCCGUUACGGAUACCCACGUAAAAUCUUAAGUGAUAACGGCCCUCAGUUCCGAAGUAAUUUGUGGGCCAAAUCUGGUGAACAAUGGGCUUGUACCUUGUGGACUACACCAGAAUAUCAUCCCCAAGGAAACCCCACGGAACGACGUAACCAAGAGGUGAAGAAGGGUCUUCGACUCCGUCUCCAUGAUGGAAAUCAGCGAAUAUGGGACCAAAAGCUACCACAACUACUCCUUGGCCUUCGGCGGCGCCGAAAUGCCGCCACAGGAUUUACUCCAGCAAGUUUAAUGUUCGGUCGACAAAUCCGACGUCCCGGAGAAUGGGAUUUACCUAUCGAUCUGGAACCAAAACAGGAUGAAGGAUUUCAACAUCGCGAGAAUAAGGCCUUCCAGCACCAAACGCAAUACCAACGACGCUACGCGGGUCCACCAAAUGAACCCCCCUUCAAAGUUGGAGAUUUGGUUCUAGCAAAAAAUACACGCCUUUCAAAUGCCGCCGAACGGUACAAUGCCAGAUUGGCGCCUAUUCGGACCGGGCCUUAUCCAGUUCUAGAAAUCGUGUCCCCUGGUGUACUUUGGAUCCAAAAAGAAGAUGGGCCCCACAAAGUCUAUGUUACGGACGUGAUAUUAGCUCCCAUCCUGAAACGCGAUCCAGUAGUUCCAGAAGUACCUUCGCCAUCAGAGGAUCCCACUCCAACUAGAACAACGGUCAAUGAGGACGAGAAGAUGACUGAUAACUCCGAAGAGUUAUUUACAAAUGAGGCGGUACACGCUCAAGUCAACUUCCCUCUCAGACUUACAUCUCCGACUAUUCUCAACAAUUCAAUCCCUGAAAUUACGCAACCAACCACGAUUCCACUUGCUGAGCAGAUUGAUAUGGAGAUUCCUGCUACCUCACGUCAGCAAGAACAACUCGACGAUAGUCCACACGUCGAACUACAAUAUCGCUUGCGUCCUCGAUUACUGCGAGAUACCGUCACUUCGGACGAAGUGACAAAGACGAAACGUGAACUCGGAAUAGUUCACACUACCAGCGCUUCAAGAAUCACCACCAGAGGACCCUUGGAUAAAACAACAACAAUGACACAUGCGGCUGGAAAAGCUCACGUGUCCAACUCGCCAACAACCAACGACCAGGAAGAGGACAUCUACAAAGAAGAUAUACCGUCGAACUUCCUUCGUUGA